This is a messenger RNA of Monodelphis domestica (gray short-tailed opossum), 7098 nucleotides long. It is a transcript of the gene BAZ1B, whose product is annotated as bromodomain adjacent to zinc finger domain 1B. Gene Ontology annotation, biological process: chromatin remodeling; DNA damage response. Lineage: Eukaryota; Metazoa; Chordata; Mammalia; Didelphimorphia; Didelphidae. Gene Ontology annotation, cellular component: WICH complex. The record is from RefSeq and is a predicted model, not a curated record. Gene Ontology annotation, molecular function: histone binding; histone H2AXY142 kinase activity.
CGCCGUCGGUGACAGAUGGCGCAGUGUCCGUAAGGAGGCGAUUCUCCGGUUGACCCUUCCGCCGUCUCCCUCCCCAUCACUCAGACCCCGAUUGCGCUGGUCACCCACUGCUUCCCACCCACACUGGGAUCUCUGGAAAACUGAGAGCCAGCAGCCGGUGCUUACAUAACUUGACCUUUCACCUUUUCACACUGCCCUCUAUUGCGCCGCAGCCCAACUACCCGGCUGGAGCCGGAGGGGCGGCGACGUCAGGGGCUGAGCGACGGCUGGCGCGAGCCAAUCAGCCGCGAGUGCCGGCUGGCUCUCCGCCUAUUGCGGCCGCCGCGAGAGGCGCCACGGGGGAGCAAGUUAGUGUGAGCGCCGAACGGGCGGGGGGGAGAAGGGCAAUCUCCCGCCAUUUUUCAAUAAUUUCCUCCGGGGCUGCCGAGGAGCCGCUACGAACACUGGAUUCCGGGGCUUCGGGCCGUGCUCGGCGGGAGGCCGGCGGACGCAAGGAAAGCGCGGCGACGGUGGUGGAGUCGUGGGGGAGGGCUCCUCGACCUCCGCGCGAGGGUCCUUCCCGUCACGGCCCCCGCGCCGGUGGUGCUCGAGCGCCGGGGCUCGCGCCUCCCCCCGCCCCGGAGGGGGGGAGCGAGGGAGAACGAGCGCGCGCAGGAGAGCGCGCGAGAGCCGCGAGCGCCGGGCCCAGAGCGAGGCCUAGCGUGGCGCGCCGGGGCCGGGGCCCGCGGAGCAGCCGCCUCCUCCCGCGUGCGCCGGCUCCCACUCCGGUUCCCGCUCCGCCCCGGGUCCCGCUCUCGCUCACUCUGCCACCGCCGUCGUGAUGGCGCCGCUGCUGGGCCGCAAGCCGUUCCCGCUGGUGAAGCCGCUGCCCGGAGAGGAGCCUCUCUUCGUCAUCCCGCACACACAGGAGGCCUUCCGGACUCGGGAAGAGUAUGAAGCCCGCCUGGAAAGAUACAGUGAACGGAUUUGGACGUGUAAGAGCACUGGCAGCAGCCAGCUGACGCACAAGGAGGCCUGGGAGGAAGAGCAGGAAGUUGCUGAGCUCUUGAAGGAGGAGUUCCCUGUCUGGUAUGAGAAGCUUGUGCUGGAGAUGGUCCACCACAACACGAUCUCCUUAGAGAAGUUAGUUGAUACUGCCUGGCUGGAGAUCAUGACCAAGUAUGCUGUGGGAGAGGAGUGUGACUUUGAGGUUGGGAAGGAAAAAAUGCUGAAGGUAAAGAUUGUGAAAAUUCAUCCUUUGGAGAAGGUAGAUGAGGAAACCUCUGAGAAGAAAUCUGAUGGUGCCUGUGAUUCCCCAUCAAGUGAUAAAGAGAACUCUGGUCAGGUGGCCCAGGAUCUUCCAAAGAAGGAUCCAGUCCUAAAAGAGGAUGAAGGCAGGAGAGAUAGUAUUAGUGACAGGGCACGCAGGUCUCCUAGAAAACUCCCUACUUCCCUAAAGAAAGGGGAGAAGAGAUGGGCUCCUCCAAAAUUUCUGCCUCACAAAUAUGAUGUCAAACUGCAGAAUGAAGAGAAGAUCAUCAGCAAUGUCCCUGCUGACAGCUUGAUUCGCACAGAGCGGCCACCCAACAAAGAGAUUCUGCGCUACUUUAUCCGCCAUAAUGCUCUUCGUGCUGGCACGGGUGAAAAUGCUCCUUGGGUAGUAGAGGAUGAACUGGUGAGGAAGCAUGCCCUGCCGAGCAAGUUCAAUGACUUUUUACUUGAUCCAUACAAGUACAUGACUCUCAAUCCUUCUACAAAGAGGAAAAAUAUUGGAUCUCCUGAUAGAAAACCAUCCUCUAAGAAACUGAAGACUGAAAGCUCCUCAGUGAACCAGGUGCUGAAUCCCACAUUAUGGUGCCAUGUGCAUCUAAAGAAAUCCUUGAAUGGCUCCCCCCUCAAAGUAAAGAACUCAAAGAAUUCCAAGUCCCCUGAAGAACAACUGGAGGAGAUGAUGAAGAUGAUGUCUCCUGGCAAAUUAAAUACCACAUUUCACAUUCCCAAAAAAGGCCCCAUCUCCAAAAAGUUAGGGAAGAAUGGGGACAAACCUUUGAAAACAAAGGGCAGGAGCAAAGGCAUUUUAAAUGGACAGAAAUCUCCAGGAAAAUCCAAAUCCCCCAAAAAGGGCUUGAAGACACCCAAAACCAAAAUGAAACAGAUGACCCUGCUGGACAUGGCCAAGGGUACCCAGAAAAUGACUCGCACUCCUCGGAGUUCUGGGGGGACACCCAGGUCUUCCAGCAAGCCCCACAAACACCUCCCACCUGCUGCCCUCCACCUCAUUGCCUACUAUAAAGAGAACAAAGACCGAGAAGACAAGAAGAGUGCCCUGUCCUGUGUUAUCUCCAAAACAGCCCGGUUGCUUUCCAACGAGGACCGAGCCCGCCUUCCUGAAGAGCUCCGUGUCCUGGUUCAGAAGCGCUACGAGCUUUUGGAGCACAAGAAGAAAUGGGCCUCUAUGUCUGAAGAACAGCGCAAAGAGUAUUUGAAGAAGAAACGGGAGGAGUUGAAGGAAAGGCUGAAAGAGAAAGCGAAGGAGCGGAAAGAGAAAGAGAUGCUGGAGAGGCUGGAGAAGCAGAGGCGCUAUGAGGACCAAGAGCUGACUGGCAAGAGUUUGCCCUCUUUUCGACUAGUGGACACCCCUGAGGGGCUACCCAACACCCUCUUUGGGGAUGUGGCUAUGGUGGUUGAAUUCUUGAGCUGUUAUUCUGGGCUGCUUCUUCCCGAUGCCCAGUACCCCAUCACUGCUGUGUCCCUCAUGGAGGCUUUGAGUGCCGACAAGGGAGGUUUCUUGUACCUGAACAGAGUACUGGUGAUCCUCCUACAAACCCUGCUGCAGGAUGAAAUUGCUGAGGACUAUGGUGAGCUGGGGAUGAAGCUCUCCGAGAUCCCCCUAACACUGCACUCUGUCUCCGAGCUCGUUCGUCUCUGUUUGCGCAAAACUGACGUACCUGAGGAGAGUGAGGGUUCGGACACAGUUGAUGAAAACAAAGAGAGCGCCCCCUUUGAAGACAAUGAGGUCCAGGACGAAUUUCUAGAGAAGCUUGAGACCUCAGAGUUCUUUGAGCUGACGUCAGAAGAAAAGCUGCAGAUCUUAGCUGCCCUCUGUCACCGGAUCCUCAUGACCUACUCUGUGCAGGACCACAUGGAGGCCAAACAGCAGAUGUCAGCCGAGCUGUGGAAAGAGCGCUUGGCUGUCUUGAAGGAGGAGAAUGAUAAGAGACGUGCUGAGAAGCAGAAACGGAAAGAGAUGGAAGCCAAAAAUAAAGAGAAUGGGAAGGAAGAGAAUGGGCUGGCCAAACCUGACCGGAAAAAAGAAGUGCCCAAGGUAGAGCCCCCGGGGGAUGUGGAAGCAGAAGACAUGAUCAGUGCCGUGAAGAGCCGGCGCCUGCUGGCCAUCCAGGCCAAGAAGGAGCGAGAGAUCCAGGAGCGCCAGCUGAGAGUAAAAUUAGAGCGAGAAGCUGAAGAGGAGAGAAUCCGGAAGCAUAAGGCAGCUGCUGAGAAGACUUUCCAGGAGGGAAUUGCCAAGGCCAAGCUGGUUAUGCGUAGGACACCUAUUGGCACAGACCGGAACCACAACAGGUACUGGCUCUUUUCAGAUGAAGUUCCUGGAUUGUUCAUUGAGAAGGGCUGGGUACAUGAUAGCAUAGACUAUCGCUUCACCCCACCUCGAAAAGAACGAACAGACUGUCCUGAUGAGGAUUGUACCCCCCGAAGUAAAAAAACAAGCCUUGGAAAAAAUGCAGGCGUGACCCCCCACCCCAGCUGUAUGGCAGAAGGCUCUGUGGAAAGCACUGUGCCCAAACAAGGACAGAACUUGUGGUUUUUAUGUGACAGCCAAAAAGAACUGGAUGAACUGCUGAACUGCCUUCAUCCUCAGGGAAUAAGGGAAAGCCAACUGAAGGAGAGACUGCAGAAGAGAUAUCAGGACAUCACCCAUUCUAUUCAUCUGGCACGGAAACAGAACCUGGGCCUGAAAUCCUGUGAUGGAAAUCAAGAGCUCCUCAACUUCCUGCGCAGUGACCUCAUUGAAGUGGCUACUCGAUUACAAAAGGGGGGCCUUGGCUAUGUCGAGGAGACAUCUGAGUUUGAAGCCAGGGUUUUCUCUCUGGAGAAUCUAAAGGAUUUUGGAGAGUGUGUGAUUUCCCUCCAGGCCAGUGUCAUCAAGAAAUUUCUUCAAGGUUUCAUGGCUCCAAAACAAAAGAGAAGGAAACACCAGGAAGAUGCAAUAGCAAAGAUGGAGGAAAUAGAUGAAGAAAAGAAAAUGGCAGAAGAAGCAAAGGUUGCUUCAGCCUUGGAGAAAUGGAAGAUAGCUAUCCGGGAGGCCCAGACCUUCUCUCGUAUGCAUGUGCUGCUUGGGAUGCUCGACGCCUGCAUCAAAUGGGACAUGUCUGCAGAGAAUGCCAGAUGCAAAGUUUGUCGGAAGAAAGGUGAAGAUGACAAACUGAUCCUGUGUGAUGAGUGCAAUAAAGCCUUUCACCUGUUUUGUCUGAGGCCGGCACUGUAUGAGAUUCCAGAUGGGGAGUGGCAGUGCCCAGCCUGCCAGCCCGCUACUUCCAGACGAAGCUGUCGGGGCAGGAAUUACACCGAAGAUUCGGAUGAUGAGGACAAUGGAGAAGAGGAAGAUUCAGAGGAGGAGGAGGAGGAGGAAGAGGAAGAAGAGGAAGAAGACUAUGAAGUGGCUGGAGUUAGAUUACGGCCCCGAAAGGCCCUCCGGGGCAAGCAUGGUGGUAUCUCCACUACGAGGCCAGGCCGUCGUCCAGGCAAGAAGCUACAUCCUUCCAGAAGACCUCGGCAGAGGACCCUGCCUGUAGAUGAGGCAGAAGUGGAUGAGCUGGUGCUUCAGACCAAGAGGGGCUCUCGAAGGCAGAACUUGGAGCUGCAGAAGUGUGAAGAGAUCCUCACCAAGCUCAUCAAAUUCCGCUUCAGCUGGCCUUUCAGGGAGCCUGUGACUACAGAGGAGGCCGAAGACUACUUUGAGGUCAUCAGCCACCCCAUGGACUUCCAGACAAUGAAGAAUAAAUGCUCGUGCGGCACUUACCGCUCUGUGCAGGAGUUCCUGUCCGACAUGAAGCAGGUGUUUGCCAACGCGGAGCAUUACAACUGCCGCGGCAGCCACGUGCUGACCUGCCUGGCGAAGACGGAACAGUGCCUCGUGGCCUUGGUGCACAAACACCUGCCCGGCCACCCGUACGUCCGCAGAAAGCGCAAGAAGCUCCCUGAGCAGCCCCUGGAAGGGGACGCGGGGGACAGUGACCCGGAGGCGCUGGCACAUUCCAGGGGUCGGAAGAGGAAGAAAUAAGAGGCCAGGGACGGUGUCCAGGGCGGCGGUGGCGGGUGCCGGUGGUGGGGGGAGGAGACGGCAGGGAAAGGAUUGAGCAGGCCUCUGGGGAAGGGUUCAGAAGCAGGGAGCGCGGCCUUCUCAGAGGCCUAAGCUUGCUUUCUGGACCUCCCUGCCACUGCCACUGCCUCCAGUAUAAUAAACGUUCUUAGGCAAUGUUGGUACUAGGUUGGCUUCUGUGCCCAGAGCAAUCUCCGAGGGAUGGAAAGGGAUCAGGGCAGCCACGUGCUGCCAUACUGAGAUUGUUAGGAAGUCAGUGAAAUGCCAAGGUCUUCCCUGGGAAUUCUGCCCUCCUUGCUGAGAACUCUCCUUUCCAGCCCCCGGGGGGCUACAAGAGAAGGGCCCCCCAAGCGCCUUCUGUGGCUGCCUGCAGUGCCGAGCCCCCACUCGCCACAGAGGAGGGGUUGCUUUGCUACACAGGACCAAGAGUAACCAGGCCAAUGGGCUGUUGAUUUUAAAAUAUAUAUAUAUAUACAUACAUAUAUAUAUUUAUAUAUGGUCUUGAUUUUUUUUGACACCCCCCUCCUCUUGUCCCCAGUAAAUGUGGGUGCAUCCCCCCAUUCAGAGGUCAGUUCAGUUUUCACCAGCAUCAUGAGACAAUUUGGCUUUGAGGUGAUCUUGGUGGACCCGAGGGGAUGUUCCCUUCCUUCCUUCCUCCCUCCCUCCCUCCCUCCCUCUUCUUCCCCCCUCCUCCAAUUGAGGCACUUCACUAUUACAAAGACUGGAGGUUCCUGCCCCCUUAGCUGGCUUUUAAUCAUGCAGCCAGCCCUUCCCUGGGCUCAGCUGGCCCGAGGAGGGACCCUGGCACCCAGCCCAUCUCUCAGCCAGACAAGGUUUGGGGAGCAGAACAAAGCGGGAAGAAUUUGAACGUGUAACUUUUUUUAAAUUGAUUUUUCUAGUUAUUAAAAGUUGCUUGUUUCAGCAGUGAUAUUGUAUAAAGGACACCUUGUAAAAUAAUUCUGUCGUCUUGCUUUGGCACAUGUACAGGACAAUUUAUAUGAAGGCUGUGUUUGCUUAAUCCUCGUCCCUCUCCCUGAAAGCCGGAAGGGUUGGGAGGGGAGGGUCUGCUCUAGGUUGGGGAGGGGGUCUUGGCUCUGGCAGCAAUGGGCCACCCCAGCUCCUGCCUCUCACCUCUCGUGGAGGCCCUAGACUCCCACCCAGAGAAUCUGCGAGGAUUCGGUGGCCCCAGACGGAGAGGCAGCACCAGAGCCCGAACCCUCUCUUCGGUGAGUCCUUAGCCCUAGUUGUAUUUAGGCAAACUUUGUAGUCCUGAUCUCCCUUUUAUGGCCAACUUUGAUAAAAAUGCAGAACAGGGUUCCCUUUUUCUAUCAAGUUUGAAUUUGGAAGAUGUGAGCCAAUGGCUCUAAUGUACCUAUUUAAAUAAACCCACAAAAGUGAUGUAACUCCUAGAAUCUGAGAAUAAAAUCUUUGCUACUAAACUGCAAGGUGUGUCCCGAUAUCUCUCUUCUCUCGGUGGCAGAGAAAAAGGAGGUUGGGGACUCGCCCCAGGUGGCUGGUGUGGAGGGCGUUCCCUGGCUCUCUUGUCCAGAGCUGGAGUUAGCCAGGAGCCCCGCAGCCCUGGCCUCCGUCCCCAGAGGGGAGGCCUGACUUCUCUUGUUAGCUGUCCAUCCUCCGAUGUUGCUUCAGUGGCGUCUGACUUGUAUGUUUCCUUUUUCGUUUCAUUGUCAUUAAGGAGGGAAAGGUCCUGCCAAAGACCAGGCUUGUAAUAAAUCGGAAUUUCAAACAAUAAACAUUAUGUACUUGUGUUUGUUUAAACCUUU